Messenger RNA from Vigna radiata var. radiata (mung bean), 1684 nucleotides. RefSeq names its product cyanogenic beta-glucosidase. The coding region runs from base 44 to 1624 and encodes 526 amino acids. Gene Ontology annotation, molecular function: beta-glucosidase activity. The record is from RefSeq and is a predicted model, not a curated record. Gene Ontology annotation, biological process: carbohydrate metabolic process. The transcript is spliced from 13 exons. NCBI's taxonomy places the organism in Eukaryota, Viridiplantae, Streptophyta, Magnoliopsida, Fabales, Fabaceae.
GUGUAAUAAUAGUGCAUACAUCUGCAAUGAAAGUGAAACAACUAUGAAGAUUGCAGCUUUGACAUUGAGUUUACAUCUUCUCUCUGUUUUUUUGCAUAUUAUGAGAUCAGCACCAAUCGGUACUGAAGCUGCAAUUUCAACUUUUUCCACUGAUCAUUUUAGGAGUACAUCUCUUAACAGAAGCAGUUUUCCAAAAAGUUUUAUAUUUGGUACAGCAUCAUCUGCUUAUCAGUGUGAAGGUGCAGCUAAUGUUGGUGGCAGAGGACCAAGCAUAUGGGACACAUACACUCAUAAUUACCCAGAUAAAAUACUGGACAGAAGUAAUGGAGAUGUUAGCAUUGAUCAAUACCAUCAUUACAAGGAAGAUAUUGAAAUAAUUAAGGAGAUGAACAUGGAUGCCUACAGAUUCUCAAUCUCUUGGUCCAGAAUACUUCCAAAAGGAAAGGUUAGCAGAGGUGUGAACAAGGAAGGAGUCAACUAUUACAACAACCUCAUCAAUGAACUAUUAGCUAAAGGGCUUGAACCCUUUGUGACCAUAUUUCAUUGGGACCUUCCUCAAGCCUUAGAAGAUGAAUAUGAUGGUUUUUUAAGUCAUGAUAUAGUGAAUGAUUUUCAAGAUUAUGCAGAACUUUGUUUUAAAGAAUUUGGAGACAGAGUAAAACAUUGGAUUACAUUAAAUGAACCAUGGACCUUUAGUAAAUAUGGGUAUGCUGAUGGUAUUUCACCACCUGGAAGAUGUUCAACCUGGCAAAACUUAUCCUGUAAUGAAGGUGAUUCAGCCAUUGAACCCUACAUUGUGACUCACAAUCAAUUACUAGCUCAUGCAGCUGCUGUCAAUGUCUAUAAGACAAAGUAUCAGGUUUCUCAAAAGGGUAUGAUAGGGAUAUCACUGGCAUGUCAUUGGAUAGUACCACUCUAUGAUACAGAGUUUGAUCAGUUUGCUGCACAAAGAGCCCUUGAUUUUAUGUUUGGAUGGUUUAUGGAGCCAUUGACAAUUGGAGAAUAUCCUAAAUCCAUGCAAUCUUUGGUAGGGAGUCGAUUACCAAAGUUCUCUGCUAAUGAAAUAAAACUUUUAAGAGGAUCCUUUGAUUUUAUUGGAUUAAACUACUAUACUUCUUAUUAUGCUACUGAUGCACCUGAAUUAAGUGAAGCAAGGCCUAGCUACCUCACAGAUUCUCUUGUUAUUCUUACAAGUGAACGUAAUGGAACAGCUAUUGGUGAAAAGACUACUUCAAAAUGGCUGUAUGUUUGUCCAAAAGGAAUUCAUGAACUGUUGCUUUAUGUCAAAACAAAGUAUGACAACCCUUUGAUCUUCAUCACUGAAAAUGGUAUAGAUGAAUUCAGUGAUCCAACUCUAUCACUUGAAGAAGCCUUAAACGAUACUUCAAGAAUUGAUUACUUUUAUGAUCAUCUCUAUUAUCUUCAAAGUGCAGUCAAGGAUGGCGUGAAUGUGAAAGGAUAUUUUGCAUGGUCUUUAACAGACAGCUUCGAAUGGACUUUAGGCUACAUUUCAAGGUUUGGAACAAUCUUUGUAGAUUACCAUAGCCUCAAAAGAUAUCCAAAGUUGUCUGCCAUUUGGUUUAGAGAUUUCCUACAAGGCAAAACAGAUACAUAUGACAAUUAAUAUUGGUGCUAAAAAAAUUAAUUUCAAUAAAUAACCAUUUGUAAUUUCUUCACUUAUAUA